UCUAUCCCAACUGGAGUUCUGAACCGUCUUAUGAAUCUCGAAGUUCGCCGCGGAGCUGGAGUGCUGAUGAACAAACGACGUCUUGGUCCUGAGCUCGCCAGACGUUUGUGUAUUUUAUUCACCUCCAGAGAUCCUUUUGAAAUUGUUGAUUAG
This is a messenger RNA of Protopolystoma xenopodis, 153 nucleotides long. The record is from the annotation of a GenBank genome assembly. NCBI's taxonomy places the organism in Eukaryota, Metazoa, Platyhelminthes, Monogenea, Polystomatidea, Polystomatidae.